Lingula anatina is the source of this 1053-nucleotide messenger RNA. Its product is annotated as dehydrogenase/reductase SDR family member 11. The record is from RefSeq and is a predicted model, not a curated record. NCBI's taxonomy places the organism in Eukaryota, Metazoa, Brachiopoda, Lingulata, Lingulida, Lingulidae.
ACACGCUGCGGCGAAGACUCCAGUGCACCGGAAGUCGCCUUCUACACAGUUUAAAGAUAUGGAUCGGUGGACAGGACGCGUUGCCUUGGUAACUGGAGCAUCGAAAGGGAUAGGAGCAGCCAUUGCACGUGCUCUGGUUAAGAGUGGUAUGGUGGUGGUUGGAUGUGCCAGACACGUUGAAGAUAUGCAAAAAACAGCCACAGAUCUUCAAGAUGAAAAGGGCAGUUUAAUUCCAAUGAAGUGCGACCUUACCAAAACGGAAGAGAUCGAGUCCAUGUUUCAAAAAAUCAAGGAACAGUUGGGUGGUGUCGAUGUUUGUGUUAACAACGCUGGUGUUGACCUCUUUCUGAAUUGCAAGACAGGGUCUUUAUCUGACACCAAGACAAUGUAUGAAUUGAAUGUAUUCGCUGUCAUCACCGUUUCCCAGCUUACCAUUCAGUCCAUACAAGAAAGGAACAAGUAUGAUGGGCACAUUAUUAAUAUGAGCAGUGUAUGUGACAGCACGGUCCACGAGGACUCUUCAUGUCACAUGCAUACCCCAACAAAGUGUGCCCUGAAGGCUUUCACAGAGGGCCUGAGACACGAGCUGAGACAAGAGAAAACGAAAAUACGGACAACGGUGAUUAGUCCUGGAUUGGUCGACACUCCGCAAGCAAGAGCAGACAUAGACGACAACCUCUUCUGUCCGGAAACUUGUCUUCAACCAGACGAUGUCGCUGCCGCCGUGACCUUUGCCCUCAGUGCCCCGUCUUGUGUUAACGUCCGCCAUCUUUGCCUCCACGCCAUACACGACUCGUUUUAAACUAUGUCAAACUGCAGAUCUUUUCAUGCUUUUAAAAUGCAUGCCUUAUUGGAUGGGGAAAUGUCUUGUAUUUAAUUUGUAAUUCUUCUUCAUACAACACCAAAAAGCGAAAAUAUUUAAAAAGUGUGUGUAGUCCAAGAAAUGUUGAUUGUGAGUGUUCCCUUAAAGGCAGAUAUAAUUGGAUUUAAAAUGCAUUUUACCUGUAUUUAAUCUUAUUGUUUGUAACUUUUCAUUAAAAUCCUGUCAUUUUU